Pneumocystis jirovecii RU7 is the source of this 3072-nucleotide messenger RNA. RefSeq lists its product as uncharacterized. The transcript has 3 exons. The record is from RefSeq and is a predicted model, not a curated record. The coding region runs from base 1 to 3072 and encodes 1023 amino acids. Lineage: Eukaryota; Fungi; Ascomycota; Pneumocystomycetes; Pneumocystales; Pneumocystaceae.
AUGUUUAUUGUGAUUAUUAAUAUUUUAAAUGUUUUUUCGAAAGAUAUUGAAAUUUUUUAUAAAAACUCAAUUUUAGGAUCAUUGAGUAAAGAAUAUUUAUAUGUUUUGAUCUUAGAAAGAAAUAUAGAAAAAGAAUGUGAAGCACGUAUAAAAAGAUUUUGUAAUAGUUCGACCAUUCUUGCUUUAAACGUAGAAAAAGCAAAUUUAUUGCUGAAAGAAAUAUGUAGUAGCAAGAAAAUUAAUGAAGAUUGCGAAGAACUGAAAAUCAAGAUUAAAAAAAAAUGUGAUGAUUUCGAGAAAGAUAUUGCUUUACUUAAAAUUUCAGACAUUUCAGCCCAUAAUUGCAGCAACUAUGAACAUCAUUGUAUAAUAUUAGAUGGGGUAUGCAGCAGUUCUUCUAUUACUUUUCAGUGCAUUACGUUAAUAAGUAAGUGUUAUCAAAAUAAGCGUUAUGAAUUAGCAAAGGAUCUUCUUCUUAGGGGGCUUGAAGGUCACUUGUCUGAUUUCGUUAGUUGUUUACCUAGAUUAAUUGAAGUGUGUGAUGAAUUGAAGGUCGAAAGUGAUGAAUUAAUGCAAAAAUGUUUUUUUUCUGAACCAACAUGCAAUGAACUUCUUCAACUUGCAUAUGAAAAAUGUUCCGAACUUGAAAAUAUUUCAAAAAUUCUAUUUAAUGUACAUCAGAUCACUAUUGAUAUGUGUCGUAAAGUGCUUAAUCAAUGUUAUUUUUAUGGAUCAAAUUGUCAUCAUGAAGUAACGAUGUACUGUGAUGAGUUUAAGCUUGAAUGCGAAAAUAAAGGUUUCAAAUAUAUACAACCUACUUCCCCUUUUAACCCAUUAACACAAAAAACAGAGUUUAUAAAAAAAGUUAAUUUGUUUCAAGCUUAUAAAGAAAUUGAAGUAGAUGGUAUUGUUAUUUGGAAGACAGAAAAAAAAGAUCUCAAUGAUAUAUUGGCACUUUUGUUUCAUGCUGUACCUGAUAGUAUGUUUGAGGAAACAUGCAAACAUGAAUUGAAAUAUAAAUGCUAUUAUAUCAAAUAUAUAAGCCCACUAUUAGAAAAGAUUUGUUUAGAUGGCCGUAGUUUUGUUAAGGUGUGUAAAGAACUAGGAGCUCGGCUAAAAAUAAGAAUCUUAAAUCUUGAAACAAAACUUAGGAAUUUAAAAUUUUUAAAUAAAAAUUUUGAUCUUAUCUCUUGGAAAAAUUUACCAAAUUAUCUUAGCUUUAUUUGUCCAGAUCUUUUGUCAGAUUGUUUUUAUUUUGGAGCAUAUAAAGUAGGGUUUGAUAAAGGAUGUAUGAAUGCCAAAGUAGCAUGUUAUAAACAUGGGCGUUUUUCGAUUGCGAACCAGCUCUUGGAAGAUAAGUUAUCUGGGAAAUUCCAUGAUUUGUUAAUAAAUAAUAAUGAAUGCCAAGAAAUAUUAAUAAAAGCAUGUCUAACAUUUAAAAACAUGACUGAUGAAUUAUUUUCUUACUGCUUAUUCCCAAGGAAAACGUGUUUAUUUCUUAUUGAUGAUGUUAUAGCUAAAGUACGUUAUCUUAAUAAUACAUUGAACAACAAACUGGGUUUUCUGGAAGAACAUGAUUGUGUCGAUUUGGAGACAAGAUGUAAUAAGUUGUUGAUUGACUUUUUUGAACUUUUUAGACCAUGUCAGAUAUUGGAAGAUUCGUGUAAAUAUCAAAGAGCUAUAAAUAAUUUUACAAAUGUUUUAAUGGAGGAAAGCUUUGAUGUUUUAAGUAACAUUAAUAACUGCACAAUUUAUUUAAAAAAUAAAUGCAAAAAAUGGUUUAAAAGGAUAGACUUGCGAUUUACUCCUUUAUGUUCUCACCCAAAUAUUUCUUGUCAAGAAAUGCUUGAUAAUUUUAACUCAUAUUGUCUAUCAUUUAGAACUUAUUUGCGCGAUUUAGAAAUUGUUAAAAAAGCAAAAAAUAGGGCGAAUGCUGAAAAUAUAUGUACUUUUUGGCAACCGUUUUGUUAUAAAUUGAGUCCUAAGUGUGGCUUUUUAAUAAAAAAUAGUCCUCUUCAAACUGAAUUAUGUGAAGAUCUUCAUAAUAAAUGUAAACCAUUUCGAGAGAGAAAGAAUUUAGAAGAUAGAUUAACUUAUGUAUUAAAAGACAAUCUAAAAGAUAAAAACAAAUGUAACUUGACUCUUAAUAAGCUUUGUGCUGAUUGGGAAGAAUCAGGAAACGAUACGUUUAUUAGUCUUUGCAAAAAAUAUCCUGAUGAUGAUGCUCAGACUGAUCUAGAUGCAAGAUUAAAGCUUUGUAGGAAACUUAUUAUUCGUCUUCAAAAUCAAUGUCUUGAACUUAGGAAAAAAUUAAUACAUAAUUUUGAUAAUUUAAAAAAGGAAGAAAAAAGGUUUCAAGAAAUUAAAGAAUUUGCAGAAAAAGCUAUAAAAAAUUUCAAUUCACUUUUUCUAGUCUUAAAAAAUAAUAAAUAUAUAAAUAAUGAGCAGAAUAUUACAACAUAUAAUAAAUUAAUACAGAAACAAAAUCUACUGAACAUGAAAACAACUCAAGAUGAAAUAUUAGCAUUUACUAUGGCCGCUGAAAGUUUAGAAUUGUACAUAAAUUUGAGAAAAAAAUGUGAUAAUCUUUUGUUAAAUUGUGGUUUUAAAGAAAAGUGUUCAGAUUUAAAAGAAGUAUGUAAAAACAUACAAAAUAUAUGUAGUAUGAUAAAACCACUAAUGCAAAAACCAUGUACGAUAUUAAACAAUACAACAACAGUAUCAAUGAUAACUACAACUACAAUUACAGAGAAAACAAUUGUAACAAAUACAAUAACAAAGAAAGAUACUAUAAUAAUGAUGACAAAAGGAGAAAUGUUAACGUUCACAUGUACUACAGACAAACGGCUAGAAAACAAAUCAGAAUGUAUAAAAACAUUUACACAAACGUCCAUAUUAAAUUCAACAAUAAUAUCUACAAGCAUAUAUGAAUAUACAAAGUUUAUGACAGUUACUAUAGAUAAAACAAAGAAAUUUAGGCCCAAUGAAGGGAUAAGAAUAAAUGACAUUAAUUCAAUGAAGAAAGUAUCAAUAAUGAUGGUUAUUUUAUUAAUGAUUUAUAUUUAUUUUUAA